Cuscuta campestris is the source of this 1925-nucleotide messenger RNA. The record is from the annotation of a GenBank genome assembly. Lineage: Eukaryota; Viridiplantae; Streptophyta; Magnoliopsida; Solanales; Convolvulaceae.
GUGUGUACUCAGAUCUUAAUCCUACUAGGUAAUACAUAAGUUGUUUCCAAGAGACCCGGCUCGAAUACACGUGAGGUCCUGUGUGAUAUAUCAUAUAAUAACCCUAAAUUUGAAAGCUAAUGCUAAACCUUUUGGGCAUUUUCUGUAUAACAAACCCUAAGAAUGCAGGCAAUAACCCUAAAUAUGUUGAGACCGAUGCUUACUGCAUACAUGGAAUGUCGUUUACGCCCAAAAGGUUUAGCAUAUGCUUACGGCUGAUGCUUACGCCAUAAGUUGGAAUUAUGGCGCCUUGCCCUUGAGACGAAAGGAUUCAGAAUAAGUAGGAACAAGACUGAAUACAUGGAAUGUCGUUUCAGCGGCCGGGAUACAGAAUCAGAGUUGGAAGUCAGGAUUGACUCCCAUCUAGUACCUAAGGUAGACAGGUUUCGAUAUCUUGGCUCGGUAAUCCAGGCUGAUGGGGAGUUAGAUGCGGAUGUUGGACAUCGUGUUGGAGUGGCUUGGGCCAAAUGACGGUUAGCUUCAGGGGUGUUGUGUGAUCCAAAGAUUUCGCAUAGAAUGAAAGGUAAGUUCUAUCGUUCCGUAGUCAGACCUGCUAUGUUAUAUGGGGCAGAGUGUUGGGCGGUUAAGAAGACUCAUGUGCGUCGUCUGCAUGCGGCGGAGAUGCGGAUGUUACGAUGGAUGUGUGGGAAGACAAGGUUGGAUAGGAUUUCGAACGAAGUUAUCCGACGUCAGGUAGGCAUGGCACCGGUGGAAGAUAAGUUGCGGGAAGCAAGGUUGAGAUGGUUUGGCCAUGUGAGACGGCGGGAUGCUGACGCCCCUGUACGGAGAUGCGAGAGGAUUACAGUUAUCGGGGGAAGUAGGGGAAGGGGUAGACCUAGGAAGAAUUGGAAGUAGGUGAUUAGGCAGGAUUUAGGACUUCUCGACCUGACUGAGGAUAUGGCCCUAGAUAGGAACCUUUGGAAAACUAGGAUUAGAGUAGCUGGAUAGGAGCUCGGUGUUGUAGAGGUUGUUUUGUGGUGUUUUGUAUUUGUUAGGAAUCUUCUGCUAUUGCUUGUACGCGUUGCUUGUACUUGGUACUUUAUCUGUGUUAUACUGUGUUCCCUUCCAUAUUUUUGUGCAGGUGGAGCCGGGGAUCUCUUGGAAACAGCCUCCCUACUUCCGAGUAGGGGCAAGGUCUGCGUACACACACCCUCCCCAGACCCUACUGUUGUGGGAUUCACCUGAGUUGUUGUUGUUGUUGUUCUAUGUUGAGACUGAUGCUUUGAUUUAAUCAUCGAAAUCUGCAAAUGGAGAAUUGAAUCAUAAAGAACAGAGAUUGAGUUAUUUAAAUCUAAGCACACCUUUGACUGCUUUCUCCGCCAGUUUGCCGGCGCCGGGUCGUUCUCACUUCUUCCCUUCCACCGCCGGUGACGCCCACUUAGACUUCCUGUUGGGAAAAUCACCUCAAUUUUCUAGCGGAAGCAAUUAAUAAUUUUCCCGUCUUUGUGUUGUCAAAAUGGGCAAAAUCAUAUGACCGAUCAUGAAUAGGAAACACGUCAACAAGCAAUCAAUCAAGCGAUAAACGAACACCAAGAUUUAACGUGGAAACCCCAAAUCGGGGAGAAAACCACGAAGCCUUCCACUAAUCACCAAGAAAAUCAGUGGGUACACCAAGAAUCCUCUCUAAAUCAAUUAGAGGUACACAUAAUCAUCAAGUAAUAACUUGGAACACCAAACAACAAUAAUCUUCACUAAAGAGUGAGAAAUCCCCAAUAAAAAACGCAGCAGUAAACAGAGGCGAUUUUACCGACAUCGAGAGGUCAAAACAACAAUCCCACCGUUGGAUAUGAAGAAGAGGAUCUCAGGAACAACAUACUAAAAUUUCAUCCCGAUCGGAGCUCGUUUGGUCGUCGAUCGGAGCACAAAACCAGGCUGCACCUCUCUUU